GAGUAUUAACAUCGUUUGGCAUGUAAGAAAAGAAAGGGUGCGUAUAAGAAAACAAAAGGUGCAAAAAGUAACAGGCCGCUCGUGGAUUCGACAGUCUCACAGCUGCCGCCUUUGCCAUCCACUAAUAAUCAAUUAUAUUUCUUCAUUUCACUGAGAUUUGAUUGAUUUUUCAGAACCAAAAUCACAUACUUUUCAGUUCUAUGCUAUGGCAUCUUUGUUCAACAAAUGUCGAGAGGCUGUGAAAACCCUAGCAAAACGCCCUUCUUUGACUAAGGAUCCGAGGCAACUGCAAUUUGAAGCUGACAUUAACCGCUUGUUUCUUUAUUCGAGUUAUAAUCGAUUGGGAAAGAGUGCGGAAGAAUCAGAUGUUGAAAAGAUUAUUGAAAAUUCAAGUAAAACCUCUUAUGCUGAUCAAGUGACACAAGUGCAAGAAAAUGUCCAUUCACAAAUUAAGACGUUUUGUACAUUCAUGGAUGAAAUUCUUCUUCCAAAUGAAAAGACAGUGAAUGAUCCUCUUGGAUUAUCUCAACAAGCAAGUGUUUUGCCUCGCCGAAGUGGGCUUAGUUUGGCUGUGGGUAAGAGCAGUUCAUCCUCUGAUAAAUCUGCUGGUCCUCAGACAAGAGCAUUAAGCCAAGCUGAAGUUUCUCAGAAAUUAAAAGAUCAACUUGGCUACACACUCAACAUUAAACCUUCUCAAAUAUCUCACAAGGAUGCUGGCCGGGGUCUUUUCUUAGAUGGCGCUGUGGAUGUUGGUUCUGUGGUGGCAUUUUACCCUGGUGUGGUAUACUCUCCAGCUUAUUAUCGUUAUAUUCCAGGGUAUCCAAAGGUUGCUGCACAGAACCCGUAUUUGAUUACAAGAUAUGAUGGGAAUGUAAUCAAUGCGCAGCCUUGGGGUUCUGGCGGCGACAAGAGAGAACUGUGGAAUGGUAGAAAUGUUGGAGAACUCAAAUCUGAUAUGAAAGUAACCGAAAAAGGUUCAGACAAGAUCCGGAAAGUGCUGAAUAAGCCUUUAGAACAAAAAGGAGACAUCAGUGAAGUAAUCGAGCGAAGAAAUCCGUUAGCAUUAGCUCAUUUUGCGAAUCACCCUGCAAAAGGGGUACUACCAAAUGUUAUGAUUUGCCCUUACGAAUUUCCGUUGACCGAAAACAACAUGAGAGUUUACAUCCCAAAUAUAUUAUUUGGAAAUGCAGAAGUGAAAAUGAGGAGAUUUGGCAGUUUUUGGUUUAAAUCUGGUGUGUCGAAGAAUAAUGGAUCAGAUGUUCCAACUCUGAAAUCUCUUGUUUUAGUAGCUACUAGGGCAAUUCAAGACGAGGAACUCCUCCUGAACUAUAGGCUGAGCAACACAAAACGGAGACCAGAAUGGUAUGCUCCAGUUGAUGAAGAAGAGGAUAAGAGAAGAUGGAGCUAGCCAAUCCAUCAUUGACUAUAGAAAACGCCACCGUUGUUUUGUCUCAUAGAAAGCUGAUUUGUGAUCUUUAUUUGGAAUUAUUUCUCUUACAUAGUAAGAUUUUGACGCCUUUCUAGACCUUAGAAUCCCAAGUUCAAUUGGAUUGAAUAAUGAUUAAUAACAAUGAAAGGUGUGUGUGUGUGUGUGAUUAUGUUAACAUGCAUGGAAUCAGUUUUAUUUUUGCUA
Molecule: messenger RNA, 1633 nt
Organism: Trifolium pratense (red clover)
Lineage: Eukaryota; Viridiplantae; Streptophyta; Magnoliopsida; Fabales; Fabaceae
Exons: 4
Coding region: 206-1408 (400 amino acids)
Source: RefSeq, a predicted model, not a curated record